Molecule: messenger RNA, 2517 nt
Organism: Haliotis rubra (blacklip abalone)
Lineage: Eukaryota; Metazoa; Mollusca; Gastropoda; Lepetellida; Haliotidae
Product: monocarboxylate transporter 12-like
Biological process (GO): monocarboxylic acid transport; transmembrane transport
Molecular function (GO): monocarboxylic acid transmembrane transporter activity
Source: RefSeq, a predicted model, not a curated record
CAAGGACUCUCCAGCCUCAAGACACCCUGUGGCGACUGGCAGCAUUCAGUCCCCUAAUUCCCCCAGAUCAGUAGGCAAACGAAAUGUUGACUUACGUUGGACCUUUAAUUGUCAGUGUCACCUAUCACAGCAGGCGUACAUUCUGCCUUUAAUUUCCUUUCCAUGGCAGUAUGUAUAAUUUUUUUUUUUUUAAGCAACACAAAUUUAAAACGAUUACGUGUGUGCACCAUUCCAUCUGACGAACAUGGGACUAACAUCACUUACAACUACUUUGACCACAUAUACGGACGGGCACGCGUCGAGGCCAGCGAUAGCGUGAUACUGCAUGCGCACCUGUCAUAUACCAGCGUGUUGCCGUAGCAGGCGCCGGCCGUGGAGCAGCUACACGUAGUUGAAUGAUCGGGACAAGAUCACAGACUCACCUGCCAUCUCCUCCUUAAACAACUGCUGUGUAGAAGUAUACCCACACGUCGCUGUGACCACGUGACUGUGGAGGUUAAGGUCAAACAUCAAUUCCUGGGCUCGGAAGCCCCGAGAGUUUUUGGCUUGAUGCAUCAAAUGUGAACAUUCUUGUUCAUAUUAGGCAGCGACGUUGUGAACAUGUUUACAUUCUUCCUGUAAGAGUCUGAACUGCACGAUUGUGAGGCAAAUAAGAUGGCGACUGCGGAGCCUGCUAAGGGCGGGCAAGCCAAGUCCCCCGAGCCCCCCACGCCUCGCCCACCUGACGGGGCUGGGGCUGGGUCGUCACCUUCUCCUCCUUCAUGAUCAGCGUCCUCGUGGACGGCGUGUGUUUCAGCCAGGGCAUCUUCUUUAACGUCUUCAUGAAUCACUUCAACUCCAACAAGGCGACCACCUCAUGGAUCGGCUCCGUCCUGAACGGAUCCUACCUCACCAUCGGGCCGUUUGUCAGCAUGCUUGUCAACAAGUUCGGCUGUCGCCAAAUCGCCAUCACGGGUGCUGUCGUGUCGUCAGUGGCCCUGUUUGUGUCGACCUUCUCCCCCAACAUCGCUCUCCUCACCUUCCUAUACGGAUUCAUGGGAGGAAUAGGGUUCGGCUUGAUGUAUCUGCCAGCAAUAGUCAUGGUGGGCUACUACUUUGACAAGAGGCGAGCCCUAGCCACAGGCAUUGCGUGCUGUGGGUCCGGGAUAGGCACCUUCGUGUUUGCCCCACUCUCCGAGUUCCUCCUGGGCGAGUACAACUGGCAGGGCACCACGUGGAUCAUGUCAGGUCUCGUGCUCAACGGUGCCAUCUUCAGUAUGUUCUACCGUCCUCUUCCGGCGGCAACGUGCGACCACAGUGAUAAUUCCGACAUGCAGCUGGCAGAGUUGGGAGACAACAAACCAAUAUAUUCCAAGAAUAGAAAAGACAGUGAACCAAUUGUUAGAUGCCGAUCGUACGACAUGAACUUGAAUAAGCCUGUAAAUGGGCAGAUUUCGAUGAUUAAAGGUGACAAUGAUAUAGCCAGACUUGCUCAUAGCCAUGGAGCAAUACCUCAGGACCGUAGACAUGGCCACAAACAAUCAUACCUGCAGCCUCUGGAGAGGAAGGACAUAUUCUAUAGUGGAAGUAUCAGGAAUCUGAAGGAGUUUAGUCAGGCUGGGUCUGAGAGAGAGUAUACGCGGUCGAUGUUCACCUCCCGCCAGUCUCUGCAGCCGGCGAAUGGGGACAAGGUGGUGGAGAGUCUCCCACUUUGUACACGUGCUGUACGUGGACUGUUGUCUGUGUUCGACAUCUCACUUCUUAAAAGUCCAACAUUUUUACUGUAUGGGAUUUCGUGCUUUCUUUGUAUGAUGGGCUUCUUCGUGCCCUUCACCUACAUCCCACCCCUGGCCCUGGACAUGGACAUCUCGCUGAAAGACGCAGCAUUUCUCAUCUCCAUCAUCGGCAUCACCAACACCGUGGGCAGGGUCGUCGUGGGCUUCGUCUCCGACCAGUCGUGGGCUGAUUGCCUUCUCAUCAACAACAUAGCACUCAUCAUUGCCGGUGUUGCCACCAUACUGGUUCCCUUCUAUGGCAGCUACGGGCUGCUGUCGGCUUAUGUGGCCAUCUUUGGUCUUGGGAUAGCGGUGUUCGUGUCGCUGCGGUCAAUCAUCAUGGUGGAGCUGAUGGGGCUGGAGAAGCUGACCAGCGCAUUUGGACUGGUCAUCAUGUUCCAGGGAAUGUCGUCCUAUAUCGGGGCGCCUAUAGCAGGUGCUAUCGCCGACACGUUCGGUAGUUACAACGCAGCGUUCUACGUGUCGGGGUCGACGUUAGCCAUGGCGGGCGUCAUCUGCCUCCCCCUGCGGAAGUUGGCUGCCUGGGAGAAGGCUCGGGAACACAAACACAGAGCAGCGGAGUCUCAAGCAAUGUUGGACAGUCCCUGACCGGCUGGGGAUAGAAGGGAUUUUGUGUUAGAAUAUAAGUCACCGGCUAAUGAAAAUAUAAACUUGAAAACUGGAUAUGACCGAAACAUUGUAUAAAUAUAUACUGACGUCUCAAAUUCCAUGUAUGUUGAUAAUAUAAAAGUAUAUACGCAUA